AUGCCAAGGUCUUUCCUGGUCAAAAAGGUUAAGCUCGAUGAUUUCUCGUCUGCUGACCUCGAGAGCUCUUAUGGCAGAUCCAGAGCGGACCUCAGCCUCCGAUUUCACGAGAAAGGUUACAUCAGCGACUACAUAACCCCGUCUGUGUAUGAAGCAGAGAAUGAAAAUGGCAUCAAAGUGCCCUCACCGGGACCCAUCUACGAGAGCCUGCACAGCGAUUACGGCGCGCCGGACUCGGACCAGCCCGACAGCCCGCGCUCUGAGAUCUCGACCGGGUACAUCAACGGAGACAAUGCGGUGAGUGAGGGCUACACGGUAGACGCCUUCUUCAUAACGGACGGCCGCUCGCGCAGGAGGGCCGUGGGCAGCGCGAGGAGCGCGCAACGCCAUACGUGCAACGAGUGCGGCAAGAGCUACGCCACGUCGUCCAACCUGAGCCGCCACAAGCAGACGCACCGCAGCAUGGACAGCAAGAUGGCCAAGAAGUGCCCGACGUGCGGCAAGGUGUACGUGUCCAUGCCGGCCAUGGCCAUGCACCUGCUCACGCACGACCUCAAGCACAAGUGCGACGUGUGCGGCAAGGCGUUCAGUCGCCCCUGGUUGCUGCAGGGCCACAUGCGCUCGCACACGGGCGAGAAGCCGUUUGGGUGCGCGCACUGCGGGAAAGCCUUCGCCGACCGCUCCAACCUGCGCGCGCACAUGCAGACGCACUCGGCCUUCAAGCACUACAAGUGCAAGCGCUGCAACAAGACCUUCGCGCUCAAGUCGUACCUGAACAAGCACUACGAGUCGGCGUGCUUCAAGGGGGCCUUUUCUCCGCUCAGACCCGAUUCCUGA
Messenger RNA from Neoarius graeffei (lesser salmon catfish), 837 nucleotides. RefSeq names its product scratch family zinc finger 1a (gene scrt1a). Lineage: Eukaryota; Metazoa; Chordata; Actinopteri; Siluriformes; Ariidae. The coding region runs from base 1 to 837 and encodes 278 amino acids. The transcript is spliced from 2 exons. Gene Ontology annotation, molecular function: DNA-binding transcription factor activity, RNA polymerase II-specific; RNA polymerase II cis-regulatory region sequence-specific DNA binding. The record is from RefSeq and is a predicted model, not a curated record. Gene Ontology annotation, biological process: regulation of DNA-templated transcription.